AUGGUUGAUGCUAUGGUGGUGAGUGAGAGUGAGUUUAAUAAAGCUGUUAGAAGAUUGGAGGCUAGGGAUGCUCAAGUUGGGAGAACAUAUGAGACUGGUGAGACUAGUAGAGCUGGAGUGGAAGAUGAUAUGGAUGAGGGAGCUGAGCUGGAAGAUUACAUUGGUGAGGGUGCUGUAUUGGAGGAUUACAUUGGUGAGGGUGAUGAGUUGGACGAUGAAAUGAAUGAGGAUGCUCAGUUGGAAGAUGACAUGGAAGAGGAAGAAGAAAUUGGGUGUGUUCAGGACACAUAUGAUCCAUACUCAUUAGACUGCUGGCAGAGAGUGUUAAAGCCCUGGAUGAUCUUUAGUGAUAAAGAGCAUUUCAUGUUUGUGUUUAGAGAUUAUUGCAUUCAAUGUGGUUUUGCAGUAGUAGUUGAUAGGAGUAGUCCUAAAAGGUUCACUGCUUCUUGUCUUGCUCUAAGCUGUGGUUGGAGAAUUCAUUCAAGCAGGCUACCUGAUGGAGUCACAUGGGCUAUAAAGAGUAUAAAGAACCCUGAGCACACUUGUGGAGGGUUAGAUGAAAGGAAUCCCCUGGUAACUAUUAAAUGGGCUGCAGAAAAGCUACUUGAAGAUAUAAGGGCAAAUAAUGACAUCUCUGGAAAGACAUUGAAUGAUCUGUUGUUCAGUAGAUAUGGAGUGCAUAUGGCAACCAGUACACUUUACAAGAUGAGAAGGGUAGCAUUGAAGGAGAUAAAUGGUGGCCAUGACACUUCUUAUGGGUAUUUUCCAAAGUACUGUGAGAUGGUUAAGGAAACCAACCCAGGAUCUGCAGCUAACUGUGCAUGGAAGCAACUUAAUCCCCCUGAUCCCUCCCUCACAUUCUCUAGUAUAUUCAUUUCAUUCAAGGCUGCCAUUGAUGGUGUUGUUACAGGGUGUAGGAGUUUAGUGGGGGUUGAUGGAGCUCACUUGAAAGGACAUUUUGGUGGGGUCCUUCUGUCUGCUGUGGCUGUAGAUGGGAACAAUGAGUUGUUUCCUUUUGCAUGGGCUAUUGUCCCCAAGGAAGAUGGUGACAGUUGGAAGUAUUUUUUCUGGCACCUUAAGCAUAUUCUGUCAGGUUCUAGGAGGGGGAAUGGUUGGUGUAUUAUUUCAGACAGACAAAAAGGAAUAGAUGUGGCACUAAAUGAGCUAUGGCCUGAAGUGGACAGGAGAUAUUGCUGCAAACACUUAGCCAAGAAUUGGAAAGCAACAUUUCCUGGGCCUUUAAUGCAUUCACUGUUUUGGUUGGCAUGUAGUGCAACAUCUCCUUUCACCUUCAAAAAAGCAAUGGACAGGAUGAAGGUUGUGAAUCCAAUUGCUUGUGAAUGGUUGGCUGAUCUGGGGGAGCAGUCAAGAUGGACAAGACACAAAUUUGAUCCAAACAUUUGCAGUGAUGAGAACAAGACCAACUUUGUGGAGAGCUUCAACUCAACUUUAGGUAUAGACAGAUGCAGGCCUGUCUUAACACUUUUGGAAGGUAUUAGAAGGAUGUGCAUGGUUAGACUGUCAACAAGAAGACAAAGGUGCAACAAAUGGAAUGAGGAUGAACCAUGUCCUAACAUAGUAAAGAGAAUAAGGAGUUUGACCUUUGAAUCAAGAACUUGCAAAGCUUAUCAGUCAAGUGAGGGUGAAUAUGAAGUGAAGGAUGGGAAGUCUAUGCUUCCUGUGUCACUACACAGGAAGACAUGUCUUUGUGGGGCAUGGCAAAUUUCAGGAUUGCCUUGCAAACAUGCAAUCAGAGCAAUCUUGGCUGCUGGAUUGAACCCAUACCAUUUCUGCAGCACAUAG
Molecule: messenger RNA, 1803 nt
Organism: Chenopodium quinoa (quinoa)
Lineage: Eukaryota; Viridiplantae; Streptophyta; Magnoliopsida; Caryophyllales; Amaranthaceae
Exons: 4
Coding region: 1-1803 (600 amino acids)
Molecular function (GO): zinc ion binding
Source: RefSeq, a predicted model, not a curated record